Dovyalis caffra is the source of this 240-nucleotide messenger RNA. The record is from the annotation of a GenBank genome assembly. NCBI's taxonomy places the organism in Eukaryota, Viridiplantae, Streptophyta, Magnoliopsida, Malpighiales, Salicaceae.
AUGAGGCUACUGUAUGGGUGUAAGGGGAUGAAGGGUGUAGGCGGCUUUGUGGUGGUGAUCGCGUGCACGAAGAGGAAACUUAUAGAAGGCAUGCGUGAAGGGGAAAAGGUUAGAAAGCUGGAUGAUGUGUGCGAGGAGGAGCUUGACAACACGAUCACUAUGGGUGAGGAGGAGCUUAGCAAGAGGGUCACACAUGUGAGGAGGAACUUGCUAGCAAGCUUUACGGCUAUGGCGAGAUGA